GCGGGGCUGCACCGGCUCCUGGUAGACGUGUAACGGGCGGUGGGCUGCGGCCAUGGCCGAGAGGAAGUCUAACGGCGGCGGCGGCGGCGCCUCCGCCUCCUCGUCGGGCACGAACUUGCUCUUCUCCUCGUCGGCCACGGAGUUCAGCUUCAGCGUCCCCUUCAUCCCGGUCACGCAGGCCUCCACCGUGCCGGCCUCCUUGCUCUUGCCCGGAGAUGACUCCACGGAGGUGGGCGAGGAGGACAGCUUCCUGGGCCAGACGGCGGCCCCCGCGGCGGCGCCGCAGACCUUCAGUUACUUCUCUCAGGCCUCAAGCAGCAGUGAUCCCUUCGGGAGCAUCGGCCAGUCGCCGCUGACCACUGCCGCCGGACAGCCUGCCUUCUCCAGGCCGCCCUCGGGCCUGCCCUGCCCCGCGGGCGCCCAGGACCCCGCGAGUGCCUUCGUGCCGGCCGGCCCCAAGGCUCCGUUCGGUGCUCCGUCCCCGGCACCCCUGGGCGUCAGCACCUACCCGCCGUCUCAGCCCGGCAGCCUCCCUCCGGCCUUCGGCAGCCCCCCGCAAGGCGCGCCCCCGCAGGGGUACAACCCCUACCGCCACACGCCCGUCAGCAGCCGGGCCAACCCCUACCUCACGCCACCGCAGCUGCAGCAGUGCCAGGCCCCCGCCGCGCCCCUCCAGCCUCCGCCCGCGGGAGGACCCCCGGUGCACAUGUAUCAGGCACCUCCUGGGUCUGUGCCCCCGGUUCCCGGGGUCGUGCAGCCGGGCCUGCCCCCUCCGACGGCGCAGCAGGCCCUCGCCCGGCUGACGGGCCCCUCGGUGCAGCCGCCGCCCCCGUUCCUUCCCCAGAACCAGUACGAACCUGUCCGGCCCCACUGGUUCUACUGCAAGGAGGUGGAGCACAGGCAGCUGUGGCUGGCUUUCAGCGCGCUGGAUUCUCUGAACCUCGAGGAGACCUAUAAUUCAGUCCAGCCGGACCCCGAGAGCGUGGUCCUGGCCACCGACGGAGGCCGCUACGACGUCCACCUCUAUGACCGGAUGCGGAAGGCCGUGUACUGGGAGGAGGAGCCCACCGAGGUGCGGCGCUGCACCUGGUUUUACAAAGGUGACACGGACAGCAGGUUCAUCCCCUACACGGAGGACUUCAGCGAGAAGCUAGAGGCCGAGUACAAAAAGGCGGUGAGCACCAACCAGUGGCAUCGCAGGCUGGAGUUCCCCAGCGGAGAGACCAUCGUGAUGCACAACCCGAAGGUCAUCGUCCAGUUCCAGCCGUCGUCAGUGCCAGACGAGUGGGGGACCACGCAGGACGGGCAGACGCGGCCCCGCGUGGUGAAGCGCGGCAUCGACGACGACCUGGAUGAGAUUCCCGAUGGGGAGCGGCCUCAGGUGGACCACCUGGUCUUCAUGGUACACGGCAUCGGGCCCGUGUGUGAUCUGCGCUUCAGGAGCAUCGUUGAAUGCGUGGAUGAUUUUAGGGUGGUUUCUCUCAAAUUGCUGCAGACGCAUUUCAAGAGCUCGGUGGAUGCGCAGCGAGUGAGCCGGGUGGAGGUGCUGCCGGUCCACUGGCACAGCGCCCUGGGCGGCGACGCCACGGGCGUGGACAGGAACAUCAAGAAAAUCACCUUACCAAGUGUUGGCCGCUUUCGUCACUUCACCAACGAAACCUUGCUCGAUAUUUUAUUUUACAACAGUCCCACCUACUGCCAGGCCAUCGUGGAGAAAGUGGGGCUGGAGAUGAAUCGUCUGCACGCGCUCUUCCUGAGUCGGAACCCCGACUUCAGAGGCGGGGUGUCUGUCGCGGGGCACAGUUUAGGUUCUUUAAUACUGUUUGAUAUCCUGUCCAAUCAAAAAGAUUUGAAUUUUUCCAAGUCUCCCGGGCCAUUAACGAUUGCUAAUGGCAUUGUGAAGCAGCCGAAUUUUCAGGAAAAGCAGGCAUCUGAAGAGCCAAAGCCGAAUUUGGAUGAGUCUUGUGACCUUGAGGUUGAAAAUGAAGACGCCGUCACCUUGCAGGAGGCCCUGGACACACUCAGCCUCUCUGAGUACACCAGCACGUUCGAGAAGGAAAAGAUUGACAUGGAAUCCCUGCUCAUGUGUACCGUGGAUGACCUGAAGGAAAUGGGAAUACCCCUGGGACCCAGAAAGAAGAUCGCUAACUUCGUGAAGCAUAAAGCCGCCAAACUGGAGCAGAGAAAGAUGGCUUCGGAGAAGAAGGCUGCAGUGGCCGCCGUGACCCCAGGACCAGAAGGAAAUGCCCCGAAAGGUGACGGAGCGGCCCCGGCGCCCGGCGAGGCCAAGAGGAGACUGCCCGUCGGCGUCUGCGUGUCCUCUGCGAACGUCCACUACGAGUCCUUUGAGGUCGGCACCGGGCAGGUUUCUGUUGUUUAUAACUCGUUGGAUUUUGAGCCAGAGAAUUUCUUUGCCUUGGGAUCUCCCAUUGGUGUGCUUCUCACUGUUCGAGGAGUAGAUCGGAUUGAUGAGAACUACAGGCUACCCACGUGUAAAGGCUUCUUCAAUAUUUACCACCCACUUGACCCGGUGGCAUAUAGAUUAGAGCCCAUGAUUGUUCCCGAUUUGGACCUCAAAGCAGUCCUCAUUCCACAUCACAAAGGCAGAAAAAGACUUCAUUUAGAGUUGAAAGAAAGCCUCUCUCGUAUGGGUUCUGAUCUGAAGCAGGGUUUUAUUAGCUCUCUGAAAAGCGCUUGGCAGACGUUGAACGAGUUUGCGCGUGCCCAUACCUCUUCAGCUCAGCUGCAGGAAGAACUGGAGAAGGUGGCCAAUCAGAUCAAAGAGGAAGAAGAGAAGCAAGUAGUUGAAGCGGAGAAGAUUGUCGACAGUCCAGACUCACCCAAGGACGAGGACUACUUGGGGAAGGUCGGGAUGCUCAACGGCGGCCGCCGCAUUGACUAUGUGCUCCAGGAGAAGCCCAUCGAGAGCUUCAACGAGUAUCUCUUCGCGCUUCAGAGUCACCUGUGCUACUGGGAAUCUGAAGAUACUGCCUUGUUAUUACUGAAGGAAAUUUACCGAACAAUGAACAUCAGCCCAGAGCAGCCCCAGCACUGAGUGGCGGCCCCCACCAAAGUCCCAGACGACAGCACAAUUCUGAGAAGAUCCUCCCAGACGUCCCCAGUGCGCUCUGUGGCAGGGAGCAGGGCUGGCUUCCCGGCUAGCUGCUGGCCUGCGUUCCCUGCUGGGGGCAUUCCUCAGACACCAGCGCACAGAGCCACGACAAGGAGACAGUGGAGAGCAAUCACUACCACAUUCGGACAGUCUAGAUGAGAAAACGUAAUUCUGAAAAUGAUGAAAUGAACAAUUCCUUGGAUGACUUUAGUUCUUCAGUUGUCAAAGUAACAUGGAAUAUCAAUGAAUACUUGUAGCAUGCAAAUGGUUGUUACUGUUUCUUAAAAGCUCUUGCUGAUGGGCUAUUAAACUUGCAUAUAUUUUUUA
This is a messenger RNA of Sorex fumeus (smoky shrew), 3439 nucleotides long. It is a transcript of the gene SEC23IP, whose product is annotated as SEC23 interacting protein. NCBI's taxonomy places the organism in Eukaryota, Metazoa, Chordata, Mammalia, Eulipotyphla, Soricidae. Gene Ontology annotation, molecular function: protein binding; metal ion binding. Gene Ontology annotation, cellular component: COPII-coated ER to Golgi transport vesicle. Gene Ontology annotation, biological process: endoplasmic reticulum to Golgi vesicle-mediated transport. The transcript is spliced from 19 exons. The record is from RefSeq and is a predicted model, not a curated record. Bases 53 to 3055 code for a protein of 1000 amino acids.